Messenger RNA from Amoebophrya sp. A120, 2656 nucleotides. Lineage: Eukaryota; Dinophyceae; Syndiniales; Amoebophryaceae. The record is from the annotation of a GenBank genome assembly.
AGCAACUUGCUACAACUAGUGAUUGACGAUUAUAUAACAUUCGAAAAUCAACAAACUGCAUAAGUUCGAGUAUGGUCUGUGUGGACCUCCCCACAUCGUGUGUAUUCUUCUCUUGCUCGAUGGGCAAGAGGGAAAUACAUCCGCAGAAAUGCGUUUUCCAAAAUGCAAAAGGCGAGGACGGCUCCCAUAAGCGAAAGAAAAAAGUAAAAAGAAAAAUGAAGAACAGUGCGCAGCAAGUGAAGACGAGAGCGAAGAAAGGGCAUAAAGCGAAGAAAAUUAAGAGAACGAAGAAAAUUAAGGAAACGAAGAAACUUACGAAAAAAACGAAGAAGAUUAAGAAAAAAUCGAAGAAAAGGCGUGUGCAGACCUCUUCUGAUCCUGCCCCGGAAUUGCCCACGACAGUCUCGCCGCCGAUUCGGGAGCAGGCAAGAAAAGAACAAGAACUAAUGCCAAAAAUGCCAGCAGCAGGAGCAGCACGAGCAGGCAGCGCGACGCCCACCACGAAGACGACUCCGGAAGAGGAAGCGAACAGAGCGCGACACCAAUCGCUCACGGAGCAAAUGGCCGAGAUUGUUGUGGACUUCAUCCUGUCGGGGGUGAUGCAAUCGCCGAGCGAAGUUGUUUCCUUCGUCCUUGUCUGCCUGAUGAGGUUUCCGAUUUCACAGCAGCAGAAGCCAGGGAGUACUUCUACACCCCCAGUUGGGGGAGCUGCAAAUCCAAAUACCACUUCGAUAAUUGACACUUCCGGCGACCCGAAGCUAUUAAGCUUCUGUCCGAAGCGGGUCCGGGCUUUGAUAGCGCGGGCAACGUCGGAGUCGAACAGGCGAAUGCUAGAACUGGUAGCGAAAAUCCUACCCCUGGAUCAGAAGCGAUCCUUGUGUCGCUUUUUCGGGAACGAGAUGGAGCACCAGCAUGCUUCUCCGGGUUUUGGCCUGAGCCGAGACCGGGACUUUUGGCUAGCCGUGGCGAGUGCGCUGCGCCGUGCCGCCAGCCGGGUGACCGGCGUGGUCCGGCAGGGCCUGCUGGAAGCGCAGCAACGGGCGAAGGAGGGCGAGGUCCUGAGGCUGCUGCGGGAGGCCACCGCCGGCAGCUACGCCCGGCCCGGGGCGUUCGAGAGAAUCGAGGCGGCCUGGGGCCAGCGGUGCGACGAGGCGCCGGCGGGGUUCCUGAACGUCGGUAUGCAGUGCAAAAAUGUCUGGGUCGGCAAGGUUGGAACUUGUCAUGCUAGAUCUGAAUCAUGGAGAAAUCUCUGUUGCAUGAUUACCAAAUGCUGUCCACUUUUGAUCAAGUUGAGAGGCACUUUCUCAUGCAGGGUAGGCAUGGUAGUGAUCUCACGGAAUCUGUCAUGCUAGGUCCUCCAUUACAACAGAUCACAUGGGUCAUGGAAAACCUGCAUCACAAGUCUAGCAAAGUCCCAGACCCAGACAUAGUUGCAAUUCAUAGUCGGCCCGCGCGUGCGGAUUUCGCAGGAGCACGCGGGCGAUCUGGAAGACUGCCAAACGCUUGGCGGCGUUCGUGUCAAGCGCCAGCUAUGGUGCCCGGGAAAAGCAUUGCGUUUGGGUCGACGGUACAGGAGGCGCUUACAGCUCGUGCGUUUUUGUGAAUGGUACCGUUACGUGAUGAGAAAGAAAUUUAUCGCGCAGAAACAAUUUUUGCAUACUUGACCAAACAAAGAGAAAGACGCGGCUUUGGUUUGCAUUGCAAGUAGCCUUUGUGGCGGCCCAUAUGAUUUUUCAACAGUACACAGCGGUAUGACCACGCAUUCCGCACUGCUAGUACCGACGUAGACGCAAUUGACGCAGUUUGCCUUUGAUGCCCACUUGCGUGGUGGUUUGACGUGGGUCCGGCGGACAUUUUGGAAAGAAUCGCGCGCCCCUUCGUUGGUGGCGCGCUGAGUAUGGAAGAACAAGCCGAGGACAGAACAAGGCCCAUCAUCGCCGGUCUCGCUUCGGGCGUGUCCACCGCAGACCAGGAGGGCGCGCUGCUCGUGAUCGAACCCCCGGCCAUUCCCGCGCCCGAGCGCGUGUUCCGAAAGAACGCGAUGAAGGAGCAGCGGACGAAGGAGCAGACGGCCGAGCGCGCCCGCCUCGCGAUGCAGCGGCUCGUAACGGUCGCGCUGGAUGCGAACGGAAAUAGGGGCACGUGGCGACGCGCCGUUUGCGGGGCGGCGAAAGUGUUUGUGCUCUACGACGCCCUCGUGCACAACUUCAGCCGGUACCUGGGGGAGGUGGAGUUUACCACGGGCUGCGAGAGAUGUGUUCGCGCGGCCAGCCGAGUGCACAAGCAAGUCACCGAGGUGAGACACAAGUUGGUAAACUGGAUCGGCAAGCACGCCGGCCGGGUCGCCGUCUGUCUGACCGCGAAGGCAAUCGACCAGGGGCCCCACGCGGCGGUGUUGCGCACGGGGCUGGAAAAAGGCGGGCACCCAGACGGGAAGGAGUUUUGUCUGUACUGCGUCGCGUUUGACAGCGACUUUGCGAGGCACGUUGGCGGCGCGGAGAUUCACUUUCAGAUGGAAAAGGACCAGAAACAGGUGUCUUCCACUUUGUUGGCUGGAAACGCGAACUAGACGCACUAUAACAAAUGAAAAUGACGAAGUGGUGGCGCUGUGAAAUUGCUGUGCUGAUUUCUCUUCUACUAAUCUGUACCAGCAGAU